CUGAGCCAAUGAGAAGUGCCCGCAGGCCCCGGGUUAACGUUUGGGUAUAAAAGAGGUAGAGGUGGUCCUGCCUGUCAGAUGGUUUGUUGUUGUUCUGUCUGCCAGGUUGAGAGGGGAAUGUGAAAGUGAGAAAUUUAACGAGGUAAGCGGGAAACGGGACAGCCAGAGCGACGUCCAAUCCGAUGGAGCUUCAGCAGCCGUAACUUUGUUUGACGGAGGACAAGACUUUUGUUGCACAAGCUUGUCAAGCUCAGGUUUGUUGAAGCUGUCAGUAGGGGUUAACAGUUUAAAAAGAGCCUCACGGCGUCCUGUCUUUGCAGUGGAGUGUGGAAAGUGUUCGGUGGACGGUACAAUGAGAGAAGAGGUGUCCUGCACCAACUCCCCUGAGGGAGGGCUGGGGGCCAGCGAAGAGGAACUGGAGAGAGGAUCGAAGAAGACCCUCCAACCGGGGAACCGAAAACGCUCCCCAUACCCCAAGAAGGACAGCCUCGGUCAGGCAGAGGAGAGCAGCACUGGCAGCCCCAACAGCCUGCUACCGUCUGGGCCAAAGAGGUUGAAGAAAAGCCCCUCAACGGUUGUGUCGUUGGCUCCCACGUCGCUGGGCCCCAGGCCGGACCAGCCCUUCGAGGACCUCCACUCUCAGCGCGUCAUAGCUAACGUGCGGGAGCGUCAACGCACUCAGUCUCUGAACGACGCCUUCGCCUCUCUACGCAAGAUCAUCCCCACGCUACCUUCAGACAAGCUGAGCAAGAUCCAGAUCCUGAAGCUGGCCUCGCGCUACAUCGACUUCCUCUACCAGGUGCUGCAGAGUGACGAGAUGGACGCCAAGCUGGCCAGCUGCAACUACCUGGCCCACGAAAGACUCAGCUACGCCUUCUCCGUCUGGAGGAUGGAGGGGGCCUGGGCCAUGUCCACCAGCCACUAGGACCCCCUUUCGAACUUUUCUCCUAAACCCUCUCGUGUCCACAUCUCCACCCCACCGCCUCUGUCUGUGUUUGCGCCCAUUUCCUGAUCUCUGAACCCCUGAAUUCAUGCUUUUUGGUCUGAGCUUAAUCUUUUUGUCUCAAACCUUUGUAUACAUCUCUCAUCCUGCUCAGUGUCUGUCUCCAUAACGCCUCACUCCAUUAACGACCACUAACAACCAUAGUUGGAUUUGUGCAACUAAAAACUCUCUCGCAGUUCACCCUGUUCCCCUCCAUUGUUUCCACUUCCACUGCUCUCCCUUGUCGGUCCCACAGUUUAGUCCAGUGCAACAAGACGCUCCACUGCAGCCCCUCAGAAAACCGACAAAUGGAAAAUUCACAACACUCAAAGAAGAAAUUUGUUCCUGCCUCACCAGCCAUUCCCGCUUUUUUUUUUUUUUAAUCUCUUUAAAAAGACUUUUUUUUUUUUCUUUUUCUCUGGACACGUGCACGACUCAUGACACUGAGACUGAGAUUCUUGACUGUUAACAGUUUUCACUGAGUGUUUCUGAAACACCGGUGAGGAGACACGACAGUCGAGUCAAGCGCUGAACAUUUUGAAUGAUGAAAACAAGAAGAAAACAAACAAACAGCUGGCCUGCGGUGACAAUGAAACAAAAUGGCUGCUGGUUCGAGUGCCUUUGGGUAACACCGUGAUAACCAUCAUCCACGUCGGAUGACUCACUGCCAGACAGACAUUAAGAUGACUAAUGAUAAUGGCACAGUGAUGGUUAGAGGGCGGUCACAGCCAAUGAAUGUUUACAGCUAAAAUGCUAAUAAGCUAAUCACUCUGGCUCUCAAAGCCCCAUCUUGUGGGAAAAAGAAGAGCACGAGGAAUCUGACGCAGAUCUUCUACUUUGUUGUGCUGUAGUAACUGGAUAGCUCUCUGUGUAUUUUUUUUCAGUGUCUCUGUUUGUGAACUUGGUGUAUGCACACUGUAUUACUUUAACUCUGCUCAUGCAUUAUACUUUGCUUUAAUGAAAAAUGUCCAUGGGAAUAUGACAUAAACCACUGAUCACAGUUCAGCCACUAGUCAACAUGUUUAUUUUUAACUUCAGUUUUUCUGUUAUUAGUGAGCGUAGAAGAAAGUUUUAUUUUAACAUGCGAAAUGAGUGUAUGUCUGACCAUUUCCUGCGGCUUUAAAAAUAUCUUUGCAAACUUGCUGUGACUAUUUUCAAUAAAAGAUAAAAAAGUAAAAUGUGCCAAAGUGACGAUAAAGUGAUUACAGCCACAGUGUAGAGGAUUCAUUUGUAACCUUAAGUAGUCUAAUUGCUGUUUUAUCGAGUUUCCUUUGUAUUGUUUUGCAUUUGCUUUUGAUCAAUUUUAUCGUGUCAGCUCCUGUGGACAAUAAAAUUUUUCUGGAUUCUGCA
Molecule: messenger RNA, 2332 nt
Organism: Lates calcarifer (barramundi perch)
Lineage: Eukaryota; Metazoa; Chordata; Actinopteri; Centropomidae
Product: twist-related protein 2
Exons: 2
Coding region: 353-925 (190 amino acids)
Biological process (GO): regulation of transcription by RNA polymerase II; developmental process
Molecular function (GO): RNA polymerase II transcription regulatory region sequence-specific DNA binding; DNA-binding transcription factor activity, RNA polymerase II-specific; protein dimerization activity
Source: RefSeq, a predicted model, not a curated record